AUGCGCAUUCAGAUCCACCCAGGGUCGGCGCCCGCAUCGGUGGAUCUGUCCGACGUGCCAGGGCCACUGCUACGACUCAGUCCUAAUGGUGAGCUGGUACUAGUUGAGCUGCAAGGAUCGCUGGAAAUGGACGGACUUGUGUCGGGCGGCGGCCACACGAUCGGAACGUUGCGCUUCCCUGCCAGCCAAGAGGGAAAGCCCGUGUUGCAAAUCUCGCACCAUCGCCUGGAAGGCAGUUUUGUUAAGCUACGGAAGCCACUGGCUGUGUUGGAGAAGCGUGUGGGUUCGGCAGAUACCCUGGACAUGGAACAUGCACCUGAUCACGACGCGGAACUGCAGCAUGCAUCCUCGCCCCCCACAAGUCCACUCGCGCAUGACGACUUGUACGCGUCCCCUUCGCAGCAGCGCAAGCGCGCAAAAACAGAUUUAGUCCAAACUCCGACGCGUGCAGGGCAUGGUACGGUAAGCAGCAGCCCGAUGCCGGAGCGCAUGCAGCGCUUCUCCGACGGCUUCAUGGAUUUUUCCUCUCCGCAGGGGAAGGGUGCGGUGGAAGAGAGACCGCAUGUCGUCACGUCGUACCAUGUCGUGACGAUUGUACGCCAAAAGCUACUUUUUGCGAGCCGCCCAGAGCCGGUGGUACAGCUGGACAGCUGA
This is a messenger RNA of Malassezia vespertilionis, 654 nucleotides long. RefSeq lists its product as uncharacterized. The transcript has a single exon. The coding region runs from base 1 to 654 and encodes 217 amino acids. NCBI's taxonomy places the organism in Eukaryota, Fungi, Basidiomycota, Malasseziomycetes, Malasseziales, Malasseziaceae. The record is from RefSeq and is a predicted model, not a curated record.